Schistosoma spindalis is the source of this 988-nucleotide messenger RNA. The record is from the annotation of a GenBank genome assembly. NCBI's taxonomy places the organism in Eukaryota, Metazoa, Platyhelminthes, Trematoda, Strigeidida, Schistosomatidae.
UUUCACUCUUGUUCACGUAGAAGAUAUAAAUGAUCUUGUUCAGUACCUCGACAGUUAUGCUAUCAAAUUUAGUUUCUUGGUUUCGAUUACCAAAUUAUCUUAAAUAUAUUCUUUGGUUUAUGACUUCGCUUUCACCUUGGAAUUAUUUUUUUAUCUUUCAGAUUUCAAUUCUGGCCAAGUGAACUUCUGCCUCCAAGCUUAUGAACAUCUUUGACGCUUAUCUAACUUAAUCAUAGCAGUAUGUUGAGUCAUAUUUCCUCUGGGCAAAGUCUGUGUUAAGGACGUUGUCAUCGAGUUCAAACAACCUCUUAGAAUGAGUCAUGAAAGACAGUCUAACUCAACGAUCUCCAAUCCCAGCCUAUCUGGUUUGGCGCUAAAUCUAUCUCAGGCAUCAAUACCAACUGGACCAAUUCUUCUUCCACCGUUUAUUUCCCAUAGAGCUGACGAAUUAUCGUCUUUCAUUGGAGAAAAUCCAGUAAACACAAAGACAUCUAUACCAGGAAGUGAAGAGAAAUCUCUCGACUCUGGAUCAAGUCUUGCAAAAAACACUCAUAUCUUGGAAGUAUCACCGCCUUCAGCUUGUUCCGUCAAACCGAUCGCUUCCACCACAGUCAAGUCAAAUCAGCGACCUCGUUAUGUUUUACCCCCGGAUAUCAACACUUUUUCAUCUAACACUCCAACCAGCAUUACCAACAUACCUCCCAAUUCUUCAAUCAAACCAACUUUUAAACCAAAUCAAUUACUUCCUCCAUUUCCCCCAAGUAAUCCACAAAAUAAUAUACAAACUGCCCAACUUCCUGUACUCAUGGAAACAACAGAUCAGCAAACACAGUGUCCCAAUCAGAAUAUUGAUCCAGCCUCAUCGAUCUCAUCUUCCGUAUUGAUGAUAAUAUUUAGUGGUAAUAACUCGUCAAGCAACACACCUCUUUGCAUUCCCCCUCCUGAUUUCACAUUAUUCACUAGUCUUGUUUAUUCAUUUGAACAUUAA